Molecule: messenger RNA, 5305 nt
Organism: Saccostrea cuccullata (small rock oyster)
Lineage: Eukaryota; Metazoa; Mollusca; Bivalvia; Ostreida; Ostreidae
Exons: 24
Coding region: 292-4512 (1406 amino acids)
Biological process (GO): DNA integration; DNA recombination
Molecular function (GO): protein binding; DNA binding
Source: RefSeq, a predicted model, not a curated record
UGACACAAAUUCUUUCGAACGAGUUUGUCGUUUGAGAUAGUCUUGCUGAAUUUUGUCGCUGCCUCAGACUUGAUACUAAUUGUUUACAAACAAUUUUUCCAGUCUUAUUUUCUUCGAUAUUCAAAUUUAUUUAAAAUCAAUUUUUUUCAUUAGUUUACAUACUUUUUAAUUUGCGCAUGCUUUUUAUUUUAAAUUGUAACUUUUUUCCGAAAAUUAUCUGUGCGUUGUUAUUUGCUUGUUAAAGUGUUUUUUUAGGAGACUGACUUUCACCUGGACUUUUUCUACAUAAGGAUGGCAGCGGAGAACUCCAAACGCUUCAAUUUCAGACAUGAGGAAAAUUCACGCAAAACAUCAAUGGAAGAAGCAUGGGAAGAUGCAGUGCAUCACAUAAAGAUGAAGAAGGACAAAGUUGGUUGUGAAGUCAGACAGAUAAACGACAUUAUUGGAAAAGGAGUCUUUGCUGUAAAGGAUUUUAAAGAAGGAGAAUUUGUCCUUGAGUAUGAUGGCGAAUACAUAACCAGGGAAGAUGGCAAAAAAAGAGAGGAAACUUACCCACUAUCAUUGGGAAGUUACAUUUUCUUCUUUUUAAAAAUGUGUAUUGAUGCUACAUUUUCUACAAGGAUUGGGAGGUAUGUUAAUGAUUCACCAAGCGCUGAUCCUAAUUGCAACACUGAAAUGUUGCGGAUACAGAUGGAGGAUCGUCAUCACUUGGUUCUCUUUGCAAAGCGAUAUAUACAUGCAGGAGAAGAAAUCAGAUAUGAUUAUGGUGUUACAGGCUUAUCUUGGAGAAAGGUGCCUAAAGAACAAGGAAAAACAGCAAAAAAGAUAAAGGAAACUGAUCAGGUGAAAGAUUGUUUUGUGAGAUUGACAAGGCUUCCAGUAUUACAGCUGACCAAACUUGAAAGCAAAAAUAAGGGAGUUGAGGAGUGUACUUCAAAGCAGGCAAGAGUGUAUGGACCAGAAUUUGCAGUUGAGUCUGUGUCUGUUGUUGAAAUUGGGAUUGCUACACCUUUGGAGGAACCAAUUCGAGACUGUGCAGUUGAGUCCAUGGUUGAAAUGGUUGAAGAGCAGAUUAAUAGAUCAGGAAUACAAAUGAGUAAACAGGAAGAUGAAACAAGGAGUAUGGUUGCUGUGAUGGGACAUUUUCACCAAUGCACACCACAACAAUUUAGACAUGCAGCUGCUGGCACUCAAUGUACUAGCAUUUGCAUUACAGCUAUUGUAGCAGCCGCUUUAAGAGCUGUAAAGGACUGGACCUCAGAUUUCAUAGAUGAAGUUCUUGUUGGAGGUGAUCAACUUCAUUUAGAUAUUCUUCAGAAGAAAGGCUGGCCAUUCAACAGAUAUGAAUCAAUGCUCGAUAUUGAUGAAAUACCAGAUACAAUUCAGUGUCAAAUUGGCAUAAAUGGUAUCAAAGCAAGUAUAGGAGUUCUUGAAGAAGGUUCAUUUGGAUAUUCUUCAUAUAUUGACACUCUGAUAACUUCUGCUUUGGUUAACAAACCAAACCAAAGCUUUAUUCUCCGAAUGUUUGGCUCAAGCAUAGCAAUCUUAUGCACUGGGCAUCAAAAGUAUUCCAUUUUUGACCCACAUGCACGAAACCAAAAUGGUGAUGUUGAUGCAAAUGGAUAUGCAGGUCUUUUUCAUUUUAGAGAUUCCUCAGAGAUGGUAGCUUAUCUCAAAGAAAUCUCUUCAGGCAGGAAUGAACAAAUUGAUAUUUACCCAAUUUUAGUAAAUAUAUUAUGGAGAACUCCCAUAAAUCAUACUGAAGACUCCUUUGUUCCUGAGGUCACAUGCUCUGCAACAACAGACAUGCAUGAUGGGGUACAGGAAACCUCAUAUAAGUCAUUGAACAUUCCAUCUCCAAAGGCUUGCUCAGCAGGAGAAACUAUCCAUGAUUCUGAAAUUCCUGCUCCAAUAACACCUUUGCAGGAAGUGAACAUUCCAUCUCCAAAGGCUUGCUCAGCAGGAGGAACUAUCCAUGAUUCUGAAAUUCCUGCUCCAAUAACACCUUUGCAGGAAGGGAACAUUCCAUCUCCAAAGGCUUGCUCACCAGGAGAAAGUAUCCAUGAUUCUGAAAUUCCUUCUCCAAUGACACCUUUGCAGAAAGAAACAGCUAAAAGAAACUCUGCCAAGCUCAAAAGACCUUGUCCUUUCUGUGGUGAGAUGAAAGGACGACUAACAGAUCAUCUGAAAGCAAAGCAUAAAAAUGAAGAACAAGUUAAAAAUGCAUUACAAUUACCUAAAUACUUGAGGGAUAGAGCAUUUGAUGAAAUGAAAAAAGAGGGCAUUUUUAAAGCUAACACUGAAAUGAUAAAAAGUGGGGAUUUUGAUGUAUCAAAACUUAUAAGGGAAAGAAAUCAGGGUGAUCCAUCUUCAUUGAAAAUGUGCUCAGUGUGUAAAGGUUUUUUCAAUGCUAAAGUCAUAUAUAAGCACAAAAGAACAUGUGUGGCAGCUGAAGGUUCAACAGCUUCACCAUCAUCACUCUCUGUGAGAUUCUUGGCUGAGGAUGAUAAAUAUUCUAAAGAAUAUACACAAGAGAUUUUGGAGAGCUUUAGAGAUACUGACUAUGGAUCAUUAAUACGAAAGGAUGAUUUUAUCAAAAGAUAUGGCUUUCAUUUGUAUCAAAAUAUUCAAGGGACUUUAAAGAAAGUGGAGAAAAGAUUAUCUCUGAAUUCAAAGUUGAGAAGAUUGGCUCAUCUUUUCUUGGCAUUUAAAAAGAUGUUUGAAGAAAAAAGAAAGAGACAGGUUAAAGACUGCAGUGAGAUGUUUAGUCGAAAGCAUAUUAUGGAGCUACAAGAUGCAGUACUGGAUAUGACUGUGAACAAAAAAACCAAAAAAGUAAAACAUUCAUUGAAAGUAAAUCUUAAGUACCUUUUGAAUGAUGUUUGUGAAGUAAUGCAAGCUAGUUAUUUGAUUGAAGGGGAAGAUGAUUUGGCAGAAGAAUUGGGAAAAUUUGUUGUGAUCUCUCGAAGACUUUGGUCUUCAUUUUACAAAAAUGCAGAGCAGAACCUUAAAAUACAACGUGAGGCUGAAUUAAGAGCACCUAUAAACCUUCCUGUUAGACAGGAUCUUUAUAAGGUCAGGGAGUACACCAAGCAGUUAAUAACAAAAUUAUCUGGUGAUGGAUAUUCUUUGUAUGAAAAUGCAGAGUUCUGCAAACUGAGAGAUGCACUUGUUUGCAGACUUACAAUAUUUAAUGGACGUAGAGGAGGAGAACCAAGCAGGAUGCUCUUAUCCGAGUUAACUGAUGCUAUGAAUGACAAAUGGAUUGAUCAGUACAAGAGAGAAAAUUUGCAGUUUGAAAUUGAAAGAGAACGUUUUGGUGAAACAAAAAUCGCAUACAUCCAUGCCUCCAAAGUUGCAAGACUUGUACCUGUUAUUAUCCCUAAAGAUUGUUGGAAGGCACUUGAUAUCAUAACAGAUGACGAAGUUAGACGAACUGCAGGAGUCAAUCAAAGAAAUGAGUUUGUAUUUCCAAAUACAAAAACUUCUAUGAGUCAUGUGAUAGGAUGGGAUUGUAUACACAGAAUGUGUCGAGAGGCAGGACUUCAACGCAACUUUAAUGCAACAGGAAUGCGCCACUUUCUUGCAACAGAGUAUGCUGCAUUGAAUGUUGACCCAAGUGAUCGAGAGAUAUUCUACAAACAUAUGGGACACUCUGAAAAAAUCAAUGAAAAUAUUUAUCAAUGCCCUCCAGCAUUGAGGGAAAUUACACAUGUUGGACGUGUUCUUCAACAAGUGGAUAUGAUGGACGAUUGUGGAGGUACUUUAAAUUUGCAGAAUCAAAAUUUCACUGAUGUUGAUCUUGAUGCUUUAGAAGAAUUUAUAGGCCUGGUAGCAGAGGACAUUCCAUUUUGUCAACUGUUGGAUUUGUCAAGGCAAAUUCAAGAGGAGGAUGUAACUGUGCAGCCAGAAACAUUGAGGCAGAGCAAAAGUCUACUUAUGAAUAAAAAAUUACAAAACUAUGCCAGACAGUUCUUUACAGAAGAUGCAUGGCUGGCUGUAAAGACUACUUUGCAAUUUCUUGGAGGACUGAAAGGAGAUAUUGAGAUUGAUACUUCAGUAGAAGAGGUACCAGGGCCUAGUAAACGGAAAAUACCAAGAGUGGUCACAUCUGAAAUUGAAGACAUUGCACUAAGUGGGGGAGAAUCUGAAAAUGUGGCUGAUUUACAGGGGGAAAGUGAAGAUGACAUGUUUGAUGAUCUAGAAUUAGAGAACGAAGAAACUGAAUCAUUGACAGCAGUUAAAAAAACACGGCAUAUGUGGCUUCCAGAAGAAGAUGAGGCAAUACGACACUUUUUCAAAAAUGAAAUCAAUGAUGUUUCCAGGAAAGGGAAUCAAGGAACUCUACAAGUGUGCAAAAAAAUACAUACAUUCAUUUCUAAGAAUCCAGUCGUUUUGAAAGACUAUGACUACAAAGAAAAAGUGAAAAAGAUCCGCAUCAAAGUGAUUAAUCUUAGAAGGCAGAACAGGCAGAGAUACUUCAAAUACAUGGACAAGAUACAACAUAAUUAAAUGCAUGGGACAAAACCAGAUUGCGCUUUCAAAUUGAUGAUUCUCAACUGAAAGAUAAUGAUGUACAACUGUUGUGAUCUGUGAAUACUUGUUGAAUCAUUCUGCUUGCUGUUUGAAAGAGAAGGCCCUUUGCAACAGAGAGUGGAACUUUCGCCAACCCACAAUCUGGAGGCUUUGAGGUCAUUUGAAGGACACAUCAUUUCCCGCAACCCAUGAAAUGAUGUACAACUGUUGUGCUCUGUGAAUACUUGUUGAAUCAUCCUGCUUGCCUGUUUGAGAAAGAAGGCCCUUUGCAACAGAGAGUGGAACUUUCGCCAACCCACAAUCUGGAGGCUUUGAGGUCAUUUGAAGGACACAUCAUUUCCCACAACCCAUGAAAUGAUGUACAACUGUUGUGCUCUGUGAAAACUUGUUGAAUCAUCCUGCUUGCCUGUUUGAGAAAGAAGUCCCUUUGCAACAGAGAGUGGAACUUUCGCCAACCCACAAUCUGGAGGCUUUGAGGUCAUUUGAAGGACACAUCAUUUCCCGCAGUAAGAAUUUCUUUUUUUGGAGGAGUUUAGUUUAUAUUUAAUGUCCAUUUAUAAAAAGGUUAUAGUUUUUUAAGUUUAUUGUAAUGUGUUUUGUUUUUCCAGACUCAUGAAAUGAUGUACAACUGUUGUGAUCUGUGAAUACUUGUUGAAUCACUCUGAUUGCCUGUUUGAAAGAGAAGGCCCUUUGCAACAGAGAGUGGAACUUUCGCCAACCCACAAUCUGGAGGCUUUGAGGUCAUUUGAAGGACACAUCAUUUCCCGCA